Messenger RNA from Cladophialophora psammophila CBS 110553, 1407 nucleotides. RefSeq lists its product as uncharacterized. The transcript has a single exon. The record is from RefSeq and is a predicted model, not a curated record. Bases 1 to 1407 code for a protein of 468 amino acids. Lineage: Eukaryota; Fungi; Ascomycota; Eurotiomycetes; Chaetothyriales; Herpotrichiellaceae.
AUGGCCACCGAAGCGGCCGCAAGGAACAUCGAGUCCGAUGCGAACAAAACGAAAACUCCAGAGGAUACCACGCAGGAAGAAAAGCGUCAAAGUGGCUGUGAAACAGAGAAAUUCCUUCCAGCAUCAGAUUGGGUCACUUUAUUAGGACGACGUGGCCAUUACCGGCCGUUACAGCCCGGGCGGUUGAGAAACAGUUUGCUCGCCGGGGUUGGAUUUCUUGAACUGGGAAAUGCUGGAGAUUUCGCUGCUAAUGUCUGGAACCGAGUCCCAGUGAAGAAAUGGGUCGCCGCACUAAUGGCCCUUGGAGCAACCUUGGCCCUGGCGACCUCCCUUUUCGCUCUCAGAGAUGUCACCCUGAGCUGGCGCAAUAUCCAGGUCUUGAGGGCGGAGAGGUCCUACCUGAAGCGGGAAAGGGCCCGAUACCGCAACAAUAAGACCAGUUUGCGGAGUGUGGACGCCAUCCUAGGUGUCAACUUCCGAGAAAGUGGCACUGAGCUGCUGGAUCGGCUCAUUGUGGAUGUGCUGUUAGGUUUUGGAGCCCUUCUAGUGAGCGUCGGAACCUACAUGGCCAUUGGUGGUGCGAAUCCCACCGUAUUCACCGCUAGCAACCUUCUGUCAGGGUACAUUGGGAAUGCUGCCGGAGCACUUUACGGUCUUGUCAAUGCGGGGUGGUCCACCUAUGUUUCAAUCCGAGCCUAUCGACACCGGUCCGCAGGACUUGCCGAAUUGGAGUCGGAUCUGGCCAGGCGUCUGCUGCGGCUUCGUACACGCAAAGUUCAGACUCACGCAGUGAUCCUUGCUGUUACUGGCCUCGCUGCGGGCGCAGGAGGUCUCAUCACCGCCACCAUGUGGUGGGGUUAUAUCAUCCUAGUUCCCUGCAUUGUCUCCAACAUCUACUGCAAUUGGAUGUGGCGGCACCAAAUAGGAUAUGAGCGACCCAUGGCCGGCAAAGUUGUCCAGAUUGACAAACAGUCUCUAAUCAAGGAGUUGGAAUACGUCGACCUCACGAAGAAAUGCAUAGGGAGCGGAGCACCAUUAAAUUCUCGCAAAGAUAAUAUUUCUCUUGAUCCCACAUCGAUCGCCUCGGUCAUUCAGUUCAUGAUCUCGAUCGAUAUUUUCGAAAGCUUUUGCAUCCGUGCUAUGAGGGAGCCGCGGCUAUCUACAGCCAUUUCGGAAGCAUCAGAGGAAAGUUUGACGAUCUGCGAGCAGACUUUGCUAGACCUGGACCAAAAGAGUCUUACGCUGGUAUUGGAAAUAGCAAAGAUACAUGUCAGCGAGAGAGGGCCAACACAGUUACGUUACCGAGAGAGAUAUUUAUUGGAGACUCUGGGGUGUUAUCUCCGCGUACAGGACGGGAAGGUUGCUCACAAAGAGCUCGACCAUCCCCCUCCAAGAGAGCCGGUAUAA